AUGGCCAAAAACUCUUUCCGUGGGUCCAAACAUGGACGUCGUGGUGAGGCCAACCAUGAGACGGAGUUCAGCUGCACUCUGCAGGAGCUGCGCUCGCUCAUGGACCUAAGAGGAGCGGAGGCGAUCACCAGGAUCCAGGAGUGCUACGGAGAUGUUAAUGGACUGUGUGUCAGACUGAGGACGUCACCUGUUGAAGGUCUGGAGGGAAAUUCAGAAGACAUCGACAGAAGGAAACAAGAGUUUGGACAGAACAUUAUUCCUCCUAAAAAGCCAAAAACCUUUCUGCAGUUAGUGUGGGAAGCCCUGCAGGAUGUCACACUCAUCAUCCUAGAGGUGGCAGCCAUUAUUUCACUAGGCCUUUCAUUCUACAGUCCACCAGAUGCCGAAAGACAGAACUGUGGCAAUGCAGCUGGUGGUGUGGAGGAGGAGGGUGAGGCAGAGACGGGCUGGAUUGAAGGCGCUGCCAUCCUCCUGUCUGUGGUGUGUGUGGUGCUGGUGACGGCCUUUAAUGACUGGAGCAAAGAGAAGCAGUUUCGGGGUCUCCAGAGCCGCAUUGAGCAGGAGCAGAAGUUCACCGUGGUCCGAGGGGGUCAGGUGAUCCAGAUCAAAGUGUCUGAGAUGGUUGUUGGAGACAUUGCACAAGUCAAAUAUGGUGACCUCCUUCCUGCAGACGGAGUCCUCAUUCAGGGCAACGAUCUGAAGAUUGACGAAAGCUCCCUGACUGGAGAGUCGGAUCAUGUCAAGAAGACUCUUGACAAGGACCCCAUGUUGCUCUCAGGUACCCAUGUGAUGGAGGGCUCUGGUAAGAUGGUUGUCACUGCUGUUGGUGUAAACUCUCAGACUGGGAUCAUCUUCACGCUGCUUGGUGCUAGUGAAGAAGGCGAGGGUGACGGCGAGGACAAAAAGGAGAAGAAAAAAGAGGAGAAGAAAAACAAGGAGAAAAAGGACAAAAAGAGUAAAAAAGAAGACAAAGGGAAGAAAGGGAAAAACAAAGAUGGAGCCACUGUGGAAAUGCAGCCGCUUAAUGAGGAUGAAGAUGCAGAGAAGAAGAAGAAAAACCUACCAAAGAAGGAGAAAUCUGUCCUCCAGGGGAAGCUGACCAAGCUGGCUGUGCAAAUCGGCAAAGCAGGUCUGUUCAUGUCGACUCUCACCGUUAUCAUCCUCAUUACUCGCUUCCUGAUUGAUACCUUCUGGAUUCAGGGGCUUCCCUGGACUGCAGAGUGUGUACCUGUCUACAUUCAGUUCAUGGUCAAGUUCUUCAUCAUCGGUGUGACAGUGCUGGUGGUAGCUGUGCCUGAAGGUCUCCCUCUGGCUGUCACCAUCUCCUUAGCAUACUCAGUCAAGAAAAUGAUGAAGGACAACAACCUGGUACGCCACCUGGAUGCCUGUGAGACAAUGGGCAAUGCCACAGCCAUCUGCUCUGAUAAGACGGGAACACUAACCAUGAACCGCAUGACGGUGGUGCAGGCCUACAUCGCUGGACGACACUACAAAAAGGUGCCAGAGCCGGACCUCAUCCCUGCCAAGAUCCUGGACCUGCUCAUUCUAGGCAUAGGAGUCAACUGCGCCUACACUACCAAGAUUAUGCCUCCAGAGAGAGAUGGCGGGCUGCCUCGCCAGGUGGGAAACAAGACGGAAUGUGCCUUACUGGGUUUCAGCCUCGACCUGAACCGAGAUUAUCAGACCAUCCGUAAUGACAUCCCAGAGGAGAAACUCUUCAAGGUCUACACCUUCAACUCUGUGAGGAAGUCCAUGAGCACUGUGCUGAAGAACCAUGAUGGCAGCUACCGGAUGUUCAGCAAAGGGGCCUCUGAGAUUCUGCUCAAGAAAUGCUGUAAGAUCAUGACGGCCAGUGGUGAGGUCAAAGUCUUCAAAUCUAAGGAUCGAGAUGACUUGGUGAAGACCGUGGUUGAGCAGAUGGCAUCGGAGGGGCUGAGGACCAUUUGCCUUGCCUACCGAGAUUUUCCUGCCUCUGAAGGAGAGCCGGACUGGGAUAAUGAGACUGAAAUUCUCACAGGACUCACAUGCAUCGCUGUGGUUGGCAUUGAGGACCCUGUGCGACUUGAGGUACCGGAAGCCAUUAGAAAGUGCCAGCGAGCUGGAAUCACCGUCCGCAUGGUGACUGGAGACAACAUCAACACUGCUCGAGCCAUCGCUACCAAAUGUGGCAUCUUACAUCCUGGAGAUGACUUCCUGUGUAUCGAGGGCAAAGAGUUCAACCGACUGAUCCACAAUGAGAUGGGAGAGAUUGAACAGGAGCGCAUCGAUAAGAUCUGGCCCAAGCUGAGAGUUCUCGCCCGAUCGUCUCCAACAGACAAACACACUUUAGUCAAAGGUAUCAUUGACAGCACAGUGCUGGAGCAGAGGCAGGUUGUCGCUGUAACUGGAGAUGGAACAAAUGAUGGUCCCGCCCUCAAGAAAGCAGAUGUUGGCUUUGCCAUGGGCAUCGCAGGGACGGAUGUAGCGAAGGAGGCGUCUGACAUUAUCUUGACAGAUGACAAUUUCACCAGCAUUGUCAAGGCUGUUAUGUGGGGCAGAAAUGUCUAUGACAGCAUCUCAAAGUUUCUGCAGUUCCAGCUCACUGUCAACGUGGUUGCCGUCACCGUGGCCUUUACUGGAGCCUGCAUCACCCAGGACUCUCCUCUAAAAGCUGUGCAGAUGUUAUGGGUCAACCUCAUCAUGGACACCUUCGCUUCACUGGCUCUUGCUACUGAACCACCAACAGAGUCGCUGCUGCUCAGAAAUCCGUACGGACGCAAGAAGCCGCUCAUCUCGCGCACCAUGAUGAAGAACAUUCUGGGACACGCCAUCUACCAGCUGACCGUAAUCUUCACCUUGCUCUUUGCUGGUGAGAAGCUGUUUGAUAUCGAUUGUGGCAGGAAUGCUCCCCUCCACGCUCCUCCCUCCGAGCACUACACCAUCGUGUUCAACACGUUUGUCCUCAUACAGAUUUUCAACGAGCUCAAUGCCCGCAAGAUCCACGGGGAAAGGAACGUCUUCGAGGGUGUUUUUAAAAACCCUAUUUUCUGCUCCAUCAUCCUGGGAACCUUUGUUGUGCAGCUGUUGAUCGUGCAGUUUGGUGGUAAACCAUUCAGCUGUGUACGUCUGACCAUCGAGCAGUGGCUGUGGUGUGUCUUCCUGGGUCUGGGAAGUCUGCUGUGGGGACAACUGGUGUCCAGCAUCCCCACUAGUUGGCUCAAGUUCCUGAAAACUGCAGGUCAUGGUACGCAGCAGGAGGAGAUCCCGGAGGAGGAGUUGGAGGAGAUGAAGGACAAGGAUGAGAUUGACCACGCUGAGAUGGAGCUGAGGAGGGGCCAAGUGCUGUGGUGCCGCGGCCUCAACCGCAUCCAGACACAGAUCCGUGUGGUGAACGCGUUCAGAGACAGUGUUUCCCCCUACGAAGGUCUGGAGACGCCUGAAUCUCGCAGCUCCAUCCACAACUUCAUGAACCACCCCGAGUUCCGCAUCGAAGACUCAGAACCUCAGAUCCCCCUGAUUGAUGAAAAUGAAGGCGAGGACGACCCCCCGACCAAAAGAAACUCCAUCAUCCCCCCGCCCCUGACCGGGCUGUCCAACCUGUCCAACCUGUCCAACCUGCCACCUCUCCCGUCCUCCCCUAACCAGAACAACAACGCUAUGGACCGCAUCAUCCCGCUGCACAAAGACGGCUCCAGGUCCGGGCUCAUCCCACCCAACUCAGCAGGGCUGCCACCCUGUCCAGGAAGCCCCCUGCACAGUCUGGAGACCUCGCUCUGAAGCCCCACGCUGGGACCACUUCCUGUUACUGCAGUCUGGUCACACACGUCUGGUUCUGGUCCUACAGGGAGACAAGGAAUGAAAACACAUUUUUAAAACAGACUCUUCUGAUUGGCUCUCAUCCGGAGUUCACCAGCUGUUUUUUUUCAGGAUCCAGGCAGCCGACAUGUUUCCAGACUUGUUUGUGGUUUUUGUUCAGAGCGACAGCAGCUCGCACGGACUGAUGUUUUCUUCGUUAAUAGACAUGAACUCUUCAGUUGUUGUUUAGGAGAAGCGUGUUUGUGAGGUGAUUAAUUCAUAACCAGUUUCUGAUGUGUAAAUAUUCUCAUCAAGUAGUCGGAGUUCAUUUUAAUCCACAGCGUUUCAGUUCGUCAUCAGACGAGCUGGUGUGAUGUGACGGUGAUGAGUUCAGCUUCAUUUCGUGUUUUAACUUUGAGGAUCUGUGAAAUGUUUAGUGUCAACCAAUUUUAAUAAGAGGGAGUUUUCUUCUUACAGAGAUGUGUGUCUGUAGACAGAAAGAUUUAAGGUAAAAAUUCAAUGUUGGA
Messenger RNA from Melanotaenia boesemani (Boeseman's rainbowfish), 4301 nucleotides. RefSeq names its product plasma membrane calcium-transporting ATPase 1-like. Gene Ontology annotation, biological process: regulation of cytosolic calcium ion concentration; calcium ion transmembrane transport. The record is from RefSeq and is a predicted model, not a curated record. Lineage: Eukaryota; Metazoa; Chordata; Actinopteri; Atheriniformes; Melanotaeniidae. The coding region runs from base 1 to 3756 and encodes 1251 amino acids. Gene Ontology annotation, molecular function: PDZ domain binding; ATP hydrolysis activity; P-type calcium transporter activity. The transcript has 20 exons. Gene Ontology annotation, cellular component: intracellular membrane-bounded organelle; membrane.